Apodemus sylvaticus (European woodmouse) is the source of this 911-nucleotide messenger RNA. It is a transcript of the gene Smim24, whose product is annotated as small integral membrane protein 24. The record is from RefSeq and is a predicted model, not a curated record. NCBI's taxonomy places the organism in Eukaryota, Metazoa, Chordata, Mammalia, Rodentia, Muridae. Bases 41 to 403 code for a protein of 120 amino acids. The transcript is spliced from 4 exons.
ACCCGCAGCUGAACGUCGAACUGUAUCCAGCGUGCUGGCCAUGGACACCCUGUGUAGACUGCUGCUGCUGGCUGCAGUGCUCCUGACACCCGCCGAGGCCCAGCAGGCCCCAGAGCGCCGCCUGAAGCCCUGGCUGGUGGGCCUGGCCGCAGUAGUGGGCUUUCUGUUUAUCGUUUUCGUCCUCAUGCUCGCAAAUCGUGUGUGGUGCUCCAAAAGCAGAGCAGAGGAUGAGGAGGCUACAUUCAGAAUGGAGCACACUGUGAAUGAGAACUCCAAGCCAAGUAAAGCAAACAAGAAGCAGAAGAAGAAGGCGGACAGGAAGGACGGACAGAGCAACGAGGGCUUGGAACUGGAGGAGAAGGAGUCCUCGGAUGACGAGAGAGACAAGAAAACAGCUUUGUGAAGGCUCCUGUCACCUGGGGGUGCUCCAUCAUCCACGCUCUUCAAGCUGCAGCCACGACCUAACGCCAGACUGCCUGGUCAUCUGGGUCUGAAAACUGUCCUCAAAUGAGGUCAGCUCUGCCUAUGGCCCCCAUGCUCAUCCUCCAUCCACUCCCGCCACACUCACUCGUACUGGUGUCCACUCCUGUCCAUCUGCUCCCCUACAUCCAAUCUGCUGCCUCCAGGCACACUCCUGGUGUCCCCUGACUGUCUCUGAGCCCCAGUGCUGCUCCUGGGAGGCUUUCCACCCUCUGUGCUAUUUGUGUCUUGAAGGACAGACACCCCGUGGACCAAGCUCUUUGCCCCACAGUCGCUUGGUUCUUUCCGAGGGUUACCUGUUCUUGGGUCCUCCAGCACAAGCUGCUUUCAGCAGAUAGUUCCAGCAAUGGCCACCAGGGGGCAGUGUCACCUCCCAGCACCUUCCUUUAAUAAAGACCCCCUAACGCUGUAGUCCCUUUGUGUGGGCUUGG